This is a messenger RNA of Pyricularia grisea, 2378 nucleotides long. RefSeq lists its product as uncharacterized. The coding region runs from base 134 to 316 and encodes 60 amino acids. The transcript has 5 exons. Gene Ontology annotation, biological process: mitochondrial electron transport, cytochrome c to oxygen. Lineage: Eukaryota; Fungi; Ascomycota; Sordariomycetes; Magnaporthales; Pyriculariaceae. The record is from RefSeq and is a predicted model, not a curated record.
GGAUUGAAGCUUUCAAUCCCAUCUAGCAAAUCGACCGCAACCCAACCGAAUCAGCAGACCCCACCUCAAGCAACCCAGUUGCCCGACCGAAAAAAAAACAUCGAGAAGAAUCAGCGACCGAUCAAUUGACACAAUGGCCGUCAAGCCCAUCGUUGGUAUGCUCCGUAGGGGCCUCAUCCUCGACCUCUCAAUUGGUCUCAGUCUUGGAACUGCCAUGGGCAGCCUCUACUGGUACGGAUACCACGUCCCGCGCACCAACAUGCGCGACAACUACUACAAGAAGCUCGAGGACCAGAGGGCUGCUGCGCGUGCUUGAUUGAGUGAAAUUGUGGGCGUGACGACGAAAAGAACAAAGUAGCAUCUCGUUGGGGAGAGGAUGACGGAAUAGACGCGAUGGGGUUUUGCUGAGUCGCAGCUGGCGAGGUAGACCUAUAGAUGGAGUCACAAGCAAUUCGCAACCUUACUUUUCUUUCUCCUCUUGCAACCGUCUUUACAACAAGGUUUGAUGUUUUAGACGUGAAAGAAUAUGAAAAUAUUUCGGUGGAUAUGACUUCUCUGUUCAUGAAAGGCAUGGAGAAGGGGAUGUUCAUCGUUGGGUCAUGACGGCAUAGAGCUGUCCGGACGCGCCCAUGACUGGCGGUGGGAGAUAUCUGUAAUUGGCUGGAUACCUGGUAUAUGGCAGAAUGCCUAGGGAAGAUGAUGUAUGAAUGCCCACUUCAGUACAUAGGACGACGAAUCUAGGGUUUAGGUUGGUCCAGAAGGCAUCGACGAUCAAAGGCCAUGUGGUCCAUAGAUUCCAAGAGCCAAGCAAGGUAUAUGUUAUCGUACAGGUAGGUAUCUCAACUCCAGUACGCUUUAUGCCAUGCCGAAGAUUUCCCGACUACUGGCUCCUUUUUGUCCACAGUAUGGACGAGACCUUUCGGAUUAUCGGCAGGACAACCUUCGAAUCCCUCCCAUGCAGUUGUCUCGACCAUAAACGGGCCCUUUCUGUCUUGACAUCUGCACUCAACAAACGCCUCACAGGCCAGCACGUGACUACCGACCCAGGCUCAUUGGGCCUCGCAACCUCGCAGCUGUGCUGGAGCAUGGACAGCAGCUCACAGUCGCGCCGCAGAUCGAUCCUGUUGUCGGGCGGAGCAGAACCUCCGGCCGGCGGCUUGCGCUUCUUGCCUUCCUCGUUGAUCUGCACCGCGUCGGGGAGCUUGGCGGCUUGAAAGGCCGUUAUCUGCGGCAUAUUCGGUAGGGGAAAAAAAAAGAAUUCGAUCUGUUUUUUUUCUUGGUAUAUUCUUUUUUUAUCCUUGUGUAACAAUGACGACGACCGGAUCUACCGGCGCCAGAAUGCUAGGGGAGAUUGAGGAGACGACGCUUGAAGAGGUAAGAUUUGCCCCUCUUCUAGAUUUAUUUGUUGUCUUCUUGGUUUUUCCCUAGAGCUCUUUCGAGUAAGUGAGUUGGAGUCGAUGAUGUUGAUGUCGUUGUCGAUGACGUUUGUGGAAGGAGAAGGAAAUGGAAAGGAUGCGCGAUUGUUUUAUUUUUUACGUUUCAACCAGAAAACUAUUUGGAUAAGCAUUAUUUUUGACAAGCCCAAGACAAGGAAUAUUGUUAUUAUUAUUAUUGUUGUUAAAUUGUUUAUAUGUUUUCAUAUGAAAUGCAAGUUGACUUUAAUUGUAUUUUAAUCACUGACAUUUCUUCCAGAUCCUCAAUUCACUUCGGUUAUCCAUCACUGCCCUCGAUGCAGAAACACAGCCUGUGUCGGGUCCAAACCAACCAUUGACAUCGAUAACAACAACUCUCGACAGCAAACGCAAGGGACCGCCACAACCAAAAGCCUUCCCCAUCGCACCUCUCAACGACCUAGCAGCCCGCCAUGGCCGCGCGACCGGCUCUGCCCUUGUGUCCAUCUCGGGUCGUCACCUCGCCCUGCUGCACCUCUUGAUCGCGACCCUGAUCGCUCCGCCGCACAGCAAGGCCGUCGUCGUCGUCGACCUCGAUGGUCGAUUCGACCCCAUCCGAGUCCUGCAGUGCACCCCUUGGUCGACGUCGUCCCCAGACAACGACGGCAGUGGCAUCACCAGGCCUACGCCGGCAGACCUCGCCCAUGUGCACGUCCACCGGCCCGCCCGCACCUCGGGCCCGCAGUCGGCGGUGAUCCGCGCCGCCGUCGCCAUCGCAGAGCAGCAUCUCGUGUACGGCCGGCAUGGCAGCGGCGAGCGAGAGUGGUGGGGGACCGUCGUGGUGGGUGGUGCCGUUGGUGCUGCCGCCGCUGCUGCUGGGGAUGGUGAGGAUGGGGUCGCCUCGGCGGCGGUGGACGUUGUCGCCGGCCCGAGGGGCUGGUUGCGUGUCGAGAGAGAGGAUGUUCCUGGGUUUGGGCUGGGUGUGAG